Molecule: messenger RNA, 2524 nt
Organism: Erigeron canadensis
Lineage: Eukaryota; Viridiplantae; Streptophyta; Magnoliopsida; Asterales; Asteraceae
Exons: 5
Coding region: 455-2389 (644 amino acids)
Molecular function (GO): protein binding
Source: RefSeq, a predicted model, not a curated record
ACACCACUAGGCUUACUAGUGUUUUUCUAAUUAAUCGACCCGACACUAAAACCCACCCAAAAAAACCGGGUUAGGGUUUUCUCGCCGGAUGUCGAGCUCCACCACCUGAGCUCCGCCACCUCAUCUCAUCUGAUUUUGGAGCUCCUCCGCUAAAUCCGUCACAGGUGAUACACACCACCAACAGGUUACCACUUAUGACUUAUGCUACUGAGCUAGGCAUUCCAUAACUUCAGUUCUGUAUGCAUCAACAUCCUAUUCGAACUGAAAUCUGAUAUCUGCUGUCCAACAUACUAGAUUGAGGGCGGACGAAUCUCUUUGAAAAUCGAUCCACUGCUUUAUUUUAAUUAUUUCCUUAUUUGGGUUUUCAAAGUGAUUCCACCUUUUCUACUUUCAAAGAUUGUUCUACUACUGGAGUGACUAUAUAAACAUAUCACAACUACCGUCCGCCGACAACAUGACGUCAUCAUCUCCACCACCAGAACCAUGGGGAACAUGGGAUGAGCUAUUAUUAGCUUAUGCCGUCAACCGUUACGGUACCAAAAACUGGGACUCCAUUUCAUCCGAGUUACGAAAACGGACACCCGACCCGACCCAUAUCACUCCUCUUCAUUGUCAACAAAAAUACUCUGAACUCAAUCGCCGGUUUAAUCAUACAAACCAAAAUGACGUCGUUCUGGAUGAUGAUGAUAAUAAUAAUAAUGAUGUCAUUGAUGAAGUUUCUAUUGAUAAUAAUAAUGAUAAUAAUAUCCCUUGGCUUAAGGAUCUGAGAAGACAACGUGUUUUAGAACUGCAAACUCAACUCCAAAAUUACGAUCUUUAUAUCUCGAAGUUGCAAUCAAAAGUGAAGAAGCUAAAGGAAGAACAUGAAAAAUCGUUGGAUUUAGAUAACGAAAAUGAACCGGAAAAACCAGAAAAAGAAGAUGAAAAAGUUAUGGUGAAGUUUCCGGCGACGGAGAGGGUGGUUUCAGGCGAAGGAGAACGUUCCGACGAGGACGAGACAGUUUCUGACAGGGAUAACCAAUCAGUGAACGGAUCAAAUGGGAAUGUGAAUAUGGAAACGGAAGGAAAAUUGGAAAAUGGGAAGGAACCAGGUCCCGGGGAAGAGAAAGGUGGACCGGUGGAAGUUGAAACGGUGAAGAGUGAACCGGGUGAGGGGGAAAGAACUGCGGGGGAAAAGGAAAAUGUGGGAAUGAAGGAGAAUUCAGAUGUACAAAGCUCGGCUAGCAAGUCGAAAAAAGAAGAGAGAGGAGGCGAUAGGAUACGGCGAGGGUCCGCUGUAAGUAAAGAUGAAGAUCGAGACGAAGAUGAAGAAGAUGAUCAAUCGACGGAUAGUAUUCCUGUUAGAUCUUUGCCUUUGGUGGAUUUCUUGGCUCGGCUUCAUAAAGUUGGCUCGGCUUUGUUUGAUCGCCCUCGGCUUGAUCGGCAGGAAAAACAAAGAUACAAGAACUUGAUUAGGCAACACAUUGAUUACGAGAUACUACAAGCCAGACUAAAAGAAGGCUGGUAUUCUGAUGGCAACGAUAAGUUCUUUAGAGAUCUUCUCCUCUUUGUUAACAACACUCGUGUAUUCUUCCCUAAAGAAUCCCAAGAAUCGACUGCUGCUAUGGACCUUCGACAACUUAUUCUAAAGGAAAUGAUGUCCAAGAGGAAACUAAAAACGGAAUCAAAAUUGAUGGAUAAACAAACCUCGUUAAAACUUGCAAACUUACCCUCAAAACGAGCUUCUGAACCACCUGAUUCAUUGCUUCACAAACCCAUUUUAGCUGUCCCGAUGGUAGUUUGUAGAAAAAGAAGCUCGAUAACAGCUAAAGCUGCAGCAUCUUCGUCUGGACUUGAUAAGAGAAAAGAACAACCGGAUUUAAAGAGUUCUGAAAAGUUAGAUGAGGAGAAGCGAGAGACACCAAAGAGAUCAAGUGAUUCUUUUUCUUUGAUCACUAAGAAAAAGGGGAAGAGCAUUGAAAAGAAUCCUGGUAAUGAGACUUCAAACACCAAGACUGACAAAAAGAAGCUAACAGAAGCAGAAGAGAAGAAGCAAAGCGCAGCCAAGUUUUUGAACCGAAUGAAACGGUCCAACAAUGAGCCAUUGUUGAAUACAUUGAGAAGCACAUCGGAAAGUGGGGGGAAUCCAGAAAACGACGGUAAAGGGGGAGGAGAGCAUAAAAGAAGUGGAAACAAGGGUGGUGGUGAAGGGAAGAAAGACCAGGCGUCGAAGAAGAGCUCUGGGGGACGCCAACGUAAAGAUAGCCCUGCAAAAAGGAACGUCGGCCGGCCACCAAAGAGAGUGGCCGCACGGUCUCCCUUGUCGGGUACUUUAGGAAAACGAAACCGGGAGUUGGGGGAUUCAGAGACAUUGGUUACUAAACAAACCAAGAAAAGAUCAAAGAGGUGAAAUGGUAAUGUAGUUGACGUUAGUGUAUGUUCUCAGAUAUCAUUAAACUAAUUAGUCUAACCCUGUUGCUCCAUCAUUUUAUCAUUUUGUUCUACAUUUGACAUGUUAACAUGUUUUUGUAGUUGAUUUGCCUUA